AAAGAAUAUCUAUCUACUGAAACGAUCUAGAUCAAGCUAAAUUAUCAAUGGCCAUAUCUCACGGCUUACAGCCUUUGCUUCUUCUUCUUCUUCUAUCACUUUUUUUCUUACCAGCUGCUUUGGGCGCCUUCGUCAAUUUUACGAACUGCGGGGUAUCGAACGGCGUACGUCACGUCAAUGUCACUAGUGUUGAUGUCAAUCCAUAUCCGCUUGGUCUUGGCGAGAAUGCAACCUUUACGAUAACCGCUGUUACAAACUUUAACAACAGAACAGCGGGAAAUGUGUUGUUCCGUGCGCUCAGUGGGCCAUCGGCUCUUAAUUGGGUGCAAAAAACAUAUUCCCUCUGUGAUGUGACGGCAUGCCCUGUUACACCUGGUCCUAUCGUGUUUAAUUUUCCUAUCUUUAUACCAAGGAGUGGUAUUAAAGUGAUAAACCAGAGUGAAUAUUAUGCUGAAAUGAGGAUGUACGAGAGAAUUGUAUACCCGAGUAUGUGCGUUGUCUUCAGAUUUCCGAUCCGUAAUUGGACUUAAUCUUAUGCUGUGUAUCCUUUGUUUCAAGACUUUUUAACGUCUCUCUCUCUCGUUAUUCCUUGUAUUAUGUGUAGUCUUCCUUUUUUACCUAUUCUGUGUCGUUCAACAAUAAAUAAGAGCACUCGCAUUGGGGGGUUUUAAUGGGGUUCAUAGAGAGAGUAUGCACGUUUCC
Eruca vesicaria subsp. sativa (arugula) is the source of this 702-nucleotide messenger RNA. NCBI's taxonomy places the organism in Eukaryota, Viridiplantae, Streptophyta, Magnoliopsida, Brassicales, Brassicaceae. The record is from the annotation of a GenBank genome assembly.